AUGGCCCGCUUCAAAACCACGUGGGAGGACCUGGCACACUUGGGCUAUUCAAGGCUCGAUGUCUGGAACACUUUGAACAAGCAGCGGGGCGGCACCAUGCGGGGUCCGUUGGAUGGCGGCGUUGCCCUCAACGAAGGCAUCGCCCUGCAGUGGGCGUGGUACUGCUACAACGAUUUCAAGGGCCCCGCGGCGCCCAAGGAGCCCGUUUACCGGUCAGUCAGCGCGGACGAGGUCCUUUGGGAAUAUAAUAAUACAACCAAAGACCACGUCAAGGGCAAGUGGUCAGGAAGUUGGAAGAGUACGGAGCACAUCUCUGCUACUAUAACACGAAACGCCGGCAUACGCAUCAGCGGUGGCUUUGAUGUCCCAAACGCGUUCGACCGAGGGGUUGAUUUCCGGCUCUCGCAAGAUGAGCAGACGAAGGUCCAUGAAGAUGUCGUCAACUUCUCACACGAUUGGAGCGUGGUAGUCGAGCCGGGCCAGCAUCUGCGCCUUAUACGCAAGAAGACUACGAUGUCGGGAACCCAGGAAUUUCAAGUCCCGUACGGACUGGCAAAUACACCUGAGGAUAGAAUCGCAACCAAUGGACGACCGUGGAAUGAAUAUCUAAUUUUGCCCUACAGUUUGAACGCGACUUGUGAUACACCGUCAAAAGUGAUGCUAAUUACUUGCAUCCUGCGGAAGGAGGAGUACGUCCACGUCCUCCAGGAUAUUGCGGCCAACGACGUCGUUAGCGAAACACCUCUAUUUGUUGAAGAACCCGGAAGUAUUCAAGGACACUGA
Molecule: messenger RNA, 783 nt
Organism: Pleurotus ostreatus (oyster mushroom)
Lineage: Eukaryota; Fungi; Basidiomycota; Agaricomycetes; Agaricales; Pleurotaceae
Exons: 8
Coding region: 1-783 (260 amino acids)
Source: RefSeq, a predicted model, not a curated record